GCGCUGGCGCUGGCCACAGCGCCCAGCCUAGCUCCCCGCCAGCUUUCCUAGCCCCCGCCUGCGGGAGCCGCCCUCCCGUGGGACCAGCACCCUCAUCUCCGCAAGGCAAGCCUGAAUCCUGCCCCUGCCAUCUCGCCACUGCAGUGUGGGUCCGGAAAGGCACCAUUUUGUCGCGGCUGCCCGCUCUCCCAAGGGGAGGAGGGCUCUCCUUUUUUGCAUUUUGGAGCCGCUGCCUACCAAAGGAACCUGUUGGGCAUCUCCCCAGCCCCGCUUGGGAGCGCCUCCUGGGCGGUUGGGCAGGACCAGACCCCUCGUGGGGAACACAGUGCUUCCUGGUACCCGGAGGCAGAGGAGGCAAGCACAGCAUCCUCGCUGGGAAUUGGAGCUGAAGUGAGCGCACCGUGCGGGAGGAGCCACCGCAGCCUCGGAGAACGGAGUGGAGGAGGUGACAGCUCCAUUGCCGGGUUUUUAUUUUCUUCUCUCUCCGCCUCCCCGUCUCCUCCUCAGGCUCGGACCAUGGUGCAGUCCCACUGGCUCCCCUGCCCCCCUCUCCUGUGAGACUGGCUGCGGGGUGGGAUCAUGGAUACUUGUCUGCCGGCUUCUGGUUCCCACGCAAGUAAGCCUGCUGUCAAUGGAGGAGGACAUUGAUACCCGCAAAAUCAACAACAGUUUCCUGCGCGAUCACAGCUAUGCGACCGAAGGAGCCAAGAGAAACCCCAAGAGAGAGAAUAGUGGCACAAUAAUGAAGCAUGAAUUACCCAGAUGAAAGCAUCUAUGGAAGCAAAGAAUUGUUUACUGAGAAAACCUUUGUACAUCAUUCUGUUGUGUAGAGGAAACUGGAAGUUUGAUGCAAUGGCGGCUGACAUUAUCUCUACGGUAGAAUUCAACCACACAGGAGAGUUACUAGCGACAGGGGACAAGGGGGGUCGGGUUGUAAUAUUUCAGCGAGAACAGGAGGUGCUUGUGGAGGAGCGAACUCCAGCUGUUGUCUUGGGAUCUCUCCUCCGGGUGUUGAAAUUCAAUCUCCCUUCAUUUCAGAGUAAAAACCAGGUUCAUCGUAGGGGUGAAUACAAUGUUUACAGCACAUUCCAGAGCCAUGAACCCGAGUUCGAUUACCUGAAGAGUUUAGAGAUAGAAGAAAAAAUCAAUAAGAUAAGAUGGCUCCCUCAGCAGAAUGCAGCUUACUUUCUUCUGUCUACCAACGAUAAAACUGUGAAGCUGUGGAAAGUCAGUGAGCGUGAUAAGAGGCCAGAAGGCUACAACCUGAAAGAUGAGGAGGGCCGGCUCCGGGAUCCUGCUACCAUUACAACCCUGCGGGUGCCCGUCCUGAGACCUAUGGACCUGAUGGUGGAGGCCACCCCACGAAGAGUGUUUGCCAAUGCGCACACGUACCACAUCAACUCCAUAUCUGUCAACAGCGACUACGAGACCUACAUGUCUGCUGAUGACCUGAGGAUUAAUCUGUGGAACUUUGAGAUAACCAAUCAGAGUUUUAAUAUCGUGGACAUCAAGCCAGCAAACAUGGAGGAGCUCACAGAGGUGAUCACCGCGGCCGAGUUCCACCCUCAUCACUGCAACACCUUUGUAUACAGCAGCAGCAAGGGGACGAUCCGGCUGUGCGACAUGCGGGCGUCCGCCCUGUGUGACAGGCACACCAAGUUUUUUGAAGAGCCGGAAGACCCAAGCAACAGAUCGUUUUUCUCUGAAAUUAUCUCUUCAAUUUCGGAUGUGAAGUUCAGCCACAGUGGGAGGUAUAUCAUGACCAGAGACUAUCUGACCGUGAAAGUCUGGGAUCUCAACAUGGAAAAUCGCCCCAUCGAGACUUACCAGGUUCAUGACUACCUCCGCAGCAAGUUGUGCUCCCUCUAUGAAAAUGACUGCAUUUUUGAUAAAUUUGAGUGUGUGUGGAACGGGUCGGACAGUGUCAUCAUGACGGGCUCCUACAACAACUUCUUCAGGAUGUUCGACCGGAACACCAAGCGUGAUGUGACCCUUGAGGCCUCGAGGGAAAACAGCAAACCCCGGGCUAUCCUCAAACCCCGAAAAGUAUGCGUCGGGGGCAAGCGAAGAAAAGACGAGAUCAGUGUCGACAGUCUGGACUUUAGCAAAAAGAUCUUGCAUACAGCUUGGCAUCCUUCAGAAAAUAUUAUAGCAGUGGCGGCUACAAAUAACUUAUAUAUAUUCCAGGACAAGGUUAACUAGGAGGACAAGCUAUCACUUAGUCUCACAUACUGAAUACUAGUCAAACAAGUUUUUAAAUGUUUCUUUGGGUCUUCAUUUGAUGCAUUGAGUUUCAUUUCCCUAUGCAUAAAACGAUUGGAAUAGAAUUAAAAAGGAGUUCAAUGUUCCCAGCUCCCCAAUUCUAAGGAACUUUUGUCAAACUCGGUAGGCUCGGGCCACUUCUGUUUAGAAUCGAGAGCUGCCAACUGGCACUAAUUCUUCCAUAGUUGACUUGAAUUUCUGAUGCGUUCAUUCAUUGCUCGGUUUCCUCUGGUGGGUUCCGUGUUUUGUUUCUAGGUGUCUGCUGCGAUAAAAUGAGAUUGUCUGUAGUAUUUAAGGAGAAAAGAGAUAAGGUUUUGUUGUUUUUUUUUUAAUUAAGCAAUUCCAUUUGUUUGAAAAAAAUCAACAAAAAAUAAACACUGUUUACUCUUA
Molecule: messenger RNA, 2652 nt
Organism: Peromyscus maniculatus bairdii (prairie deer mouse)
Lineage: Eukaryota; Metazoa; Chordata; Mammalia; Rodentia; Cricetidae
Source: RefSeq, a predicted model, not a curated record